Rotaria sordida is the source of this 1389-nucleotide messenger RNA. Lineage: Eukaryota; Metazoa; Rotifera; Eurotatoria; Philodinida; Philodinidae. The record is from the annotation of a GenBank genome assembly.
AUGACAACUAUAAAAGAUAAAAUUAUAUUUUUAAAUGGAAAAAUAAAAUAUCAUAUGUCCAAGAAACAAGAAGAUGAAGCAUUAAAGAUUAUGUCGGAUAUUAUUAAUCGUUUAUCAAAUAAUCAACAUCAACAAGAUGUCGAACUGAAAGAAUUUUAUAUGUUUGCUUUGAUUGAUCGAAUCAAUUUAAAUUUUAAAAAUGAAAAAUAUUCCCAGGUGAUUCUCGCUCGGUCGGAUUCCGUCGGAUUCUAAUAAUUGCGUCCGUAUCUUGUCGGAUUUUUGUCGGAAUCCCAUGAGUCGGAUUCCGACUGUCGGAUCUGAUCGGACACGUGCAAAAUCCGAUAGGAUUCUGUCGGAUUUUGUCAGUUUUUAUCGGAUUCCGACGAAAUCCGGACCGGAAUCCUGUGCAAGGAUUGCUUGUCUUGGGUUAUGGUAAAUACAAUGAUAUUUAUUAGUUUGAUCGAAUGGAAUUUAUGAUUCGACAAACUAUUUUUAAUUAUUUGACAUUAUUUGUUUUAUCUUAUAGAUGUUGUAUCAGAUGUUGAAUCAAUGAAAUUGGUCAAUUUUGAUAUAUACAAUAAUAAAGAAAUUUUUUUAAUUUAUCAGUAAGAAAACUAUAUUUUAUUAUUGAUCUCAAUUAUAAUUUUUAGUGAGUCGAAGACUGCCAUAUAUAAUAAAAAUAUGUUAAAUGAUUUUGAACAAUUAAAGCUACGAUGUAAGUAUAUAAUAUGUAAAUUUUCAAAACUAAUAGAACUAUUCAAGUGUUUUCUUUUUGUCUUUCUAGAUGAUGAUGAAAUUGAACACCUAAAAGAAAAUAUAAACUUUUAUAAUGCUAAAACAGUGUUCGACAGGUAUAUUCUCAAUAAAUAUGUUGAAAUUUUUUUUUUAUUAUAAUUUUAGAAAUAACAAAGAACAAAAACGGAAGAAACGAAAAGGUGGUUGAUUAUUCAUUACACAAAUAUUCGAACUUGAUCAAGGUUUUUUUUUUGUUAUAAUAACAAAUUUAGUUUUAAAAAUUUUUUUUUUCUUUAUUUUGUUAUUGCUCAAAAUAAAGAUUUUUUUUUUCUGUUAAUUUGUAAGGAUAAUUUUUUUGUUUAAUAAAGAAAGAUGUGAUUCUUGAUUAAAGUAUUUUUUUUUGAUUAUUAAUAAAUGAAUGUGUAAUCAAAUUGAAAAUUUCAUAUGAUGAUGGAUGAAAGACAAGAUAAAGAAAAGCUGUCUUAUUAUUAUGAAAAAGAUUUCUACAUGAUUUGUAUGUCUUCAUUUUUAAGUUGACAUUUUCAACUAGAUUUAAUAUAUCAAAGUUCAAAUGAUUAUUUAAAUAACAUACUUGAAGACGAAGUUUAAAGAAAUAUUUAACACGAAUAAAGGUACUUCAAUUUCAAUUUCAAU